Messenger RNA from Octodon degus (degu), 3084 nucleotides. RefSeq names its product zinc finger protein 775 (gene Znf775). Gene Ontology annotation, biological process: regulation of transcription by RNA polymerase II. The transcript is spliced from 3 exons. Lineage: Eukaryota; Metazoa; Chordata; Mammalia; Rodentia; Octodontidae. Gene Ontology annotation, molecular function: DNA-binding transcription factor activity, RNA polymerase II-specific; RNA polymerase II transcription regulatory region sequence-specific DNA binding. Gene Ontology annotation, cellular component: nucleus. Bases 893 to 2518 code for a protein of 541 amino acids. The record is from RefSeq and is a predicted model, not a curated record.
CCUGGAGGAGGGAGGAACGGUAGCCAGGGUGUCCAUGAGGAAGCCAGCUGUCCCCGCUGUGACCUGGAGAUGACAGCCACACAUCCAGGUAGUGGACACACGAGCCCAUCUCUGAGCCUCAGCUCAAAGCCAGGCAGCACAUGUAUUACGCCGCACAUUUGUUAAGUGCCCUGGCUGCCCAGGCGUGGGGGCUGGGCGCUGAGCCUGAGCCUGACUGAGGGGCCAGGCGUACCUGCCUGCACACCAAGGUGCCAGAGAUGGCUGCCCCCGGAAGGUGACAUCCCCCAGCUACCUUCCUUUUUAAGUGGGAAGAGAACCCGUCAGGAAAUGUUCAGAAGCAUGGCUGUGAAAUGAAGAAAAUGCUGAUGGCUCGAUCUGUGAAGCUGGGACUCUUCACGUCCAGGGAUGGGUGUGACGCGCCCUGGGAGGCUUGCGGGAGAAUGUGGGUGGGGGCUUUGAGGGGAGCCACUGGCUCGGAACGGGUGGCUCUGGUGCUUUGGCUGUUUUGUGGCGCUGGGAAGGAAGCCUUGUGCUUCCUGGGUGAGGGCCCUGCCCUGAGCUACACAGCCCUCCUGAGGUCCCGGGUGCUCAGGGGAUGCCUCAUUGUUCCCACACCCGAGUGUCAGUGUUGAGUGUGGGACCAAGCUCUGUCCCCUGGGUUUUGCCUUCCUGGCCCGCUGCGAUGCUGGGCAUGUCCACAGUUGUCCCUGGCCCAUUUCCUCUUUACACAACAGGAACUAGGCUGUUUUUUUACCUACAGCAGGUAUGUGUGCAACUUAGAGAUCUGACUAUCUGAGCUGAGGCUGCAGAUAGAAAAGCUCUUGGGAAAGAGAUCUCAUGUGAUGGCAGGGCAGGGACCCAGCCAGUGCUGACUACGUGGGAGACUCCAGGGAUGGAGAGCAGCCGGCCUGGUGACAGCACAGGAGAUGGACUGGUCAUGAAAAUUAAGCAGGAGAAGCCAGAGCGGCUGCUGGCAGGGCAGGCUUCCUUGCCAGAGAAAGAUAAGGAGAACAUCUGCCAGCAGCAUCCGGGCCUCCCGACAUGCCAAGCCCUGGGCCGGCCGCGGGCCCUGGGGGCGAAGGAGGAGCCCGGGUGUCUAGGGCGGGCCCCUGCCCCUGAACCUGAUGUAAGGCCCGCAGGCCGGGCCCCUGGGACAGCUGCGGGCCCUCUGAGCCCAGCACUUCCUGCGGGCGCAGGUCACUUUGUGUGCGUGGACUGUGGGAAGAGGUUCAGCUGGUGGUCGUCCCUGAAGACCCACCAGCGCACGCACACCGGGGAGAAGCCCUACCUGUGUGGCAAGUGCGGCAAGAGAUUCAGCCAGAAGCCCAACCUGGCUCGCCACCAGCGGCACCACACGGGCGAGCGGCCCUUCUGCUGCCCCGAGUGCACCCGGCGCUUCAGCCAGAAGCAGCACUUGCUCAAGCACCAGAAGACCCACUCCCGACCCACCACCCACUCGUGUCCCGAGUGUCAGCGCUCUUUCCGUCACCAGGUAGGCCUGCGCAUCCACCAGCGAGCACACGCCCGGGAUCGUCAGGGCUCGCGCUCUGGUCUGCAGGAGGCACAGCGGGACCCGGUGGUGCGCAGGACCUGUCGCCUGCGGCCGGGGCCACCUCGAGGACGUCCCGAGUGGGCCUGGCUAGGGUUGUGCCGAGGUUGGUGGGGACAGCCGGGAACUCGGAUCACUCCUGGGCCCAGCGGGGAGCAGCGCCAGUUCAUCUGCAAUGAGUGCGGCAAGAGCUUCUCAUGGUGGUCGUCACUGAACAUCCACCAGCGCAUCCACACGGGCGAGCGGCCCUACGCCUGCCCUGAGUGUGGCCGCCGCUUCAGCCAGAAACCCAACCUCACUCGGCACCUGCGCAACCACACCGGGGAGAGGCCACACCCUUGCUCACACUGCGGCCGCAGCUUCCGCCAGAAGCAGCACCUGCUGAAACAUCUGCGCACGCACCUGCCUGGCGCGCAGGCAGCAUCAUGCUCCCGCUGCGGGCAAAGCUGCCCCAGCCGCGCCGCGCUGCGCGCCCACCAGUGCGCGCGUGCCUCCGAGCUGCCUCAUCCCGGGCCCGAGCUCGAGGGUGGGGAGACGCACGCUGAGCCACGCACUGAGGGGGGCCCCGGGGGUCUGGACUCUACGCAACUCUGUAGUCCACAGGAGACAGAGCACCAUGUUCUGUGGGGCCAGGGUGCCGCAGGCCUAGCGGGACCCAGCGAGCAGCGGCAGUUCAUCUGCAAUGAGUGUGGCAAGAGCUUCUCGUGGUGGUCGGCGCUCACCAUCCACCAGCGCAUCCACACGGGCGAGCGGCCCUACGCCUGCCCGGAGUGCGGCCGCCGCUUCAGCCAGAAGCCCAACCUCACCCGGCACCAGCGCAACCACACCGGGGAGCGGCCCUACGUGUGCGCUGCGUGUGGCCGCGGCUUCCGGCAGAAACAGCAUCUGCUCAAGCACCAGCGCGUCCACCGUGGAGCCCCGGCGCCCGGGCCUUGUACCUCCCAAGAGGAGGAGGAAGAGGCGCUGUAGUGUGUGUGUGUGGGGGGUGCCUAUGGGGCCCCGGGAGGGCAGGCAUGCCGGCACUUUCCUCUAGACCCACACAGAAGGUCGUUCCACCGGGUAACGAGGCCCAAGAACAGAAUUCCAGCAACAUCCGAGGGUGCUUGGCAGAGCGCCCAGGUUGUGCUGAAGGAGGGGGUGAGAUCUGCUGUUCCCCCAAACCUGGCCCCCACGCUGUGCUGUGCGUCUCCAAUAGGUGGACCCUAGACCUCUCAGGCUCUGCGUGAGGGGGCUGUUGGGGUCCCUGAGAGGGGUAUGAAAUUGCCAGGAUUGGUGAGCCGCCAAACUCGGGCUGUAGGGUAGCCUGGGGACCGUCCUCAUGAGACAGUGGCCACCAACUCUGGAGACUGCAGGUGGAGAAGAGGUGAUGGGUAGGGAGGGGCAAGCACAUUUCCAACACCACUGUUUGCCCUUAGGGACCAUCCAUUUAACAACGCUAUUGGUGUACUGGUAUCAUGCAAGAUUCCCCUUAAUGACCAUCCAAUAAAUAUUUCUGGGGAGCUGAAUAAUUUGGUAUUUCUUUUCCAAGGCUUAGU